Molecule: messenger RNA, 1578 nt
Organism: Helobdella robusta
Lineage: Eukaryota; Metazoa; Annelida; Clitellata; Rhynchobdellida; Glossiphoniidae
Exons: 13
Coding region: 1-1578 (525 amino acids)
Cellular component (GO): Golgi apparatus
Source: RefSeq, a predicted model, not a curated record
AUGGAAAAAAAACCCCAGCAACCAACACCUUCAGUAUUCUCAAGCCUAUUUGGAACAUCCCUUAGGAGACUUAAAAUUUAUUACAUAAACAAUUCAAAAACUUCUAAAUGCAUCAUACUGCUGCUAAUAACACUACUUGGGUAUCUUUAUUUUGGAACAAAUUUAAUGAGAGGAAGAAGACUUGGUUAUGUUGGCUACAAGUACGACCAAGAGGACGAAUACUGGAUGUCGGAUGGGGAGGUGGCAGACUACCUGAACAACCUAGAAGAUACCAGACCCCCUCACUGCCUUGAUCAAGCCUUCGAUUUCAACAGAAUGUUCGACUUCAAGGACACAGUCUCCAUAGUGCUACACUUCUAUGGCAAAGAGGACCUGGGUCACUUCAAACUGGCCAUCAGUGCCAUAGUUGACCACACCCCUUUUGACGUCUACGAGGAAAUCAUCUUAAGGUCUCAAAAACACGAGGGCACUGCUGCCACCAGGUUGAAGGCCUCCCUCAUUGCAACCGGGACCAUCCUCGUUUUCGUGAGCAGUGACGUCAUCGUAAACGAGGGCUGGAUCCAACCACUGAUAGCUAAGGUUGUUUUAGAUGAGAAGACGAUUGUAGUCCCACAUUACGACAACAUGCUAGCAGGGCAUAGAUUCUUCAAGACAGACGAUUCACUGAGCAGCACAUUUGCAUGGAGUCUGUACACGAUCACUUAUGAAAAUGCAAAAGGAGACAAGGAAGAAUUUCUGAAGACUUCUGUCUUGAGAGGAGAGGUGCUUGCUGUGAAGAAGUCCUUCUUGGAGAAGAUUGGAAAUUAUGACAGUAACUUCGAGGCCGAUGGGGGUGGUGAAAAUCUGGAGCUGUCAUUUAGAACGUGGCUCUGUGGAGGUUCGAUCGUUAUUGCAAAAUGUUCUCGAGUAGCAGUCCACUCAUCUCUCAGGCCUCUCUCUGUCAGGUCCCACGCUAACUACAGGUACCUCACCGAACUCUGGCUCACUGAUGAUUACAAAGAUCUGGCUUAUCUUCAAGGCAACAUAUCAAAUGUUUUGAGUGCUGAAGAGACACUGGCUCUGAAGAACAGAAGGAAUUAUUUUAAGAACAACGGCAUCCAAUGCAAGGAUUUCCCGUGGUAUCUUUCCCACGUAGCCAAGGAAAUCAUCACCCCGUCAGAAAAUGUCGUGAAGUUCGGGAAGUUAAAAACGAAGGCGGCAUUCUGUGUGAGAGCGAUAUCUGCGGCCGAUGUUGAGAUGAGUUUAUGCAGACACCACAUUUACGACAGCGAGAUGAUGUUUGAGAUGGACAGGAAUGGAGCUAUCUUCAAAGAUGAUUACUGCCUCUCCCUGGACACAUCGGGCAAGGAGACAGGCAUCGUUGACAAACUCAUCCUCACCACAUGCCAAGAUGGUUCUCAAAAUCAAAUAUGGCAGUCCGUUGGGCCAACUUUGACACUGACAUCGAGGCCCAACCAAUGUUUGACCCAGAUAUCAGAAAGAGACAAGAUGACUCACGAACUGAAAUAUUAUGCCAAACUCAAGGACUGUUCUCCUGCUGAGUCCAGAAUGCAAAUAUGGGAAUUCAUCAAUUACUGA